CCUUGUUAAACACAACCGAAUCGCUCCAUUUGCCAAGAAUCUUCGCGGAAUGAGUUAUCAGUACGGACAGGGUUAUCGACCAGCUGGUCCCCAACACUACCCUCCUCCAGGGACGCCCUAUGGAGGUGGUCCCACUGGGGGACAGUAUGGUGGUUCACCUUAUGGAGGUGCCCCUCCAGGGCCACAUUAUGGUGGAGGGGCUGCACCUGGAGCUCCCUACGGUUCUUAUGGCCAACCUGGUCCAGGAGGUGCCCCUGGAGCGGCUUAUGGUGGUGGCCAGGCUCCAGGUGGCCCUUACGGAGGUUAUGGACAGCCCAAGGGAGGACCAUAUAGUCAGCAGGCUCCCGCAGGUAACAUUCCUCCCGGGGUGAACCCCGAGGCUUAUCAGUGGUUCUCAUCUGUGGACACAGAUCGUAGUGGUUACAUUAACCAGAAGGAGUUGAAGCAAGCCCUCAUCAAUUCCAACAACUCUACCUUCAAUGACGAAACCUGCAUUAUGAUGCUCAAUAUGUUUGACAAGACCAAAACCGGACGUAUAGAUGUAUUAGGUUUCUCUGCACUCUGGACGUUUCUGCAGCAGUGGAGGGCAUUGUUCCAACAGUUCGACCGGGACCGAUCCGGUUCAAUUAACAGCAAUGAGAUGCACCAGGCAUUAUCUCAGAUGGGCUACAGUCUGAGCCCACAGUUCAUUCACGAGCUGGUGAAUCGUUUCUCUGCCCGUGGAGGUGUAAAUGGAGUACUCCAACUGGACAGCUUCAUUCAGGUGUGCACUCAGCUCCAGAGCAUGACCCAAGCAUUCCGCGAAAAAGACACCGCCAUGACUGGAAAUGUGCGGAUGAGUUAUGAAGAUUUUCUGUCUUGUGCCAUUACCAGACUGAUGUAAAGUACUGUUUGAGUAAUCAAGGAGGAGGACCUGAUUCCGCUAAUGGUUGUAGACCAUUGCCUGUUGAUGGAAAACAUGUGACUUGCCAAUUAACCCUUUCAGUAAUGCCUUCCACUGCAGGUUACCUUGAUUUCACCACAUUGAGCUGCAAAACCACUGUAUUCAUUAAGCAUUGCCAGUAAGCCAAAAAUAUAGUAUGUAUCACUAAAGAUGACCUAUGAUAUGCUUGUCUGCUUUAGAUAGAUAUACAGUGUAAUAUCCAAGACUAAACAAAUGCCAAAAAAUGUCAAUGGUACAUGCUAUUAGCCAUGUAGUAAGCACUAUUUACUGUUUCAUAUGAAUAUGACAGAUAUUUCCAAUUAAAUCAAGUGUUGAUUCACAAAUGAACAAUUCUUUACUUUUUGAAUAUAAGAGUAGAAAUUCUGAAUAUUUGUAAUGCAAAUUAUUAUUUUGCCCUUUUCUCCCAAAGCUAUUGCUUUAUGCUUAAGUUUGUAUGAUAAUAUUUAUGCUUUCUCUACCUUUUUUUAUUUCAAAUAAAAUAAUAGGUGAAUAUUGAUUUAUUUCUAUUGCUGGUUUGUUUACAAUUAAACAACCUUAAUUAAAAGAAACUAAUUUUGUUGAAUUUGUUUCAUUUUAAACUAUUUACUAAAUGUUCUCAUUUUUAAAAUAAAAUGUUUCCUUUUAAGAUACUGUGUCUUAGUGGAAUAAAUGUAUUCUUUGAUGCUGAUCAUGCUGGCAAAUCAACUGGAUGAAUCUCAUGAGGAAAAAAAUAAAUAAUAUUUGCAUAAAGAAAA
This is a messenger RNA of Myxocyprinus asiaticus (Chinese sucker), 1677 nucleotides long. RefSeq names its product peflin-like. The transcript has 5 exons. Gene Ontology annotation, molecular function: calcium ion binding. Bases 50 to 883 code for a protein of 277 amino acids. Gene Ontology annotation, biological process: COPII vesicle coat assembly. The record is from RefSeq and is a predicted model, not a curated record. Lineage: Eukaryota; Metazoa; Chordata; Actinopteri; Cypriniformes; Catostomidae.